Alosa alosa (allis shad) is the source of this 2331-nucleotide messenger RNA. RefSeq names its product protein kinase cGMP-dependent 3 (gene prkg3). Lineage: Eukaryota; Metazoa; Chordata; Actinopteri; Clupeiformes; Clupeidae. The transcript has 22 exons. The record is from RefSeq and is a predicted model, not a curated record. The coding region runs from base 244 to 2265 and encodes 673 amino acids. Gene Ontology annotation, biological process: protein phosphorylation. Gene Ontology annotation, molecular function: ATP binding; cGMP-dependent protein kinase activity.
AAGUGGACAGAAGGAAUCUGUCGAGGAGACUGAAGGGUCAUUUAACAAGAGACUUGUUACGGUCAGGCUACAAAACAGAGAGAACCGCAGAGCAUAUAGGGGUAGAGUGGACAGGCCGAGUGUGUGUGUGUGUGAACUGGGAGAUUCCGAUCCAGGAUCUCCGGAACCUGCAAGGUGUGGAGCUUCACACACACAAAGCUCUGCUAGGACUCCUCCUGAGCUACCGGAUCCACUCACUCAGACAUGGAGGCCCAGUUGGAGGAGCUGAAGCGUCAGCUGGAGAAGCAGUGUCAGCUGACCCAGAAACUUCAGACAGAGAAACCAGAACCUGGACAACUACAGGAGCUGCAGAGUGAAGCCGUGCCAGGAUUCCGUUCUCAGCGGAACAGCGUCGAGAGCGUCAGCGAAGUGCGGCAGAGUCGGGCUGCCGUCAUCGCGCCUGAACCGCUCUCAGAACACCUGGACAUUCCCAGGGUCAAAAAGACCACCAGCGAGGCGGAGCAGAUCAAACAUGCUAUCCAGAAGAACGACUUCCUGAGUCGCCUUGACGACGAGCAGAUCUCCAUGAUGGUGGAGCUGCUGGAGGCUCUGGACCGUUGCCCUGGUGAUGAUGUCAUCGUUGAAGGCUCUGAGGGAGACAGCAUGUACAUUGUAGCAGCGGGGGAGCUGAAGGUGACCCAGGCCGGCCACGUCCUGCGGACGCUUUCCUCCGGAGACGUCUUCGGAGAACUGGCCAUCCUCUACAACUGCAAACGGACCGCCUCGGUCAGAGCUGCCACUGCUGUGCGGCUCUGGAGCAUCCAGCGACAGAAGUACCGAACCAUCAUGACCAACAAGUCCAUUAGGAAGCGUGAGCAGCUCAUGGGAUUCCUAAAGACUGCCCAGACUCUGAAGGCGCUGAAUGACCUGCAGCUCUCCAAAAUCAUCGACUCCAUGGAGGAGGUGAAGUUCCAGAAGAGUGAGGUGAUUGUGCGAGAGGGUGCGGAGGGGAACACCUUCUACAUCAUCCUGGAUGGCGAGGUGCUGGUGACAAAGAAGGUGAACGGCCAGCAGAAGACCAUCCGCAGAAUGGGCCAAGGAGAGCACUUUGGGGAGCUAGCCCUCAUACGUGAGAUCCUGAGGACAGCAACGUGCACAGCCCUGGGUCCCGUCACAUGCUUCUGCAUCGACAAGGAAGUCUUUGAAGAGACCAUCCCCAUUGAGAAUCUGGAACUGCAUGAUGAACUCAAAGUACUGGAGCCGUCACCUGAGCCUGAGGAUGUCCAGCCUGGUGCGUCCCUGCGGCUGAAGGACCUGGUCCCGGUGUUCUACCAGGAAGGCCGUUACCAGGGCGACCCUGUCACUCUUGGAGUGGGGGGGUUUGGGCGCGUCGCACUGGUCACCACAAAGCAUUCUGGGAAGUACUAUGCCGUAAAAAAAGUCAGCAAAAAGCACAUCGUUGCCAAGCGUCAAGAGGGCCACGUUCUGUUUGAGAAGCGAAUUCUACAGAUCAUUCAGUGUGAUUUCAUUGUAAAGUUGCACGCCGCGUUCAAAGACUCCCGCUACAUCUACAUGGUCAUGGAGUACUGUGGAGGAGGAGAGAUUUGGACCAAACUCAAGGAAGUUGGGCGUUUUGAUGAGCCGGUGGCGGUGUUCUGUACAGCGUGUGUGGUGGAGGCGUUCGCGUACCUGCAUAAGAAGGGCAUUAUGUACCGAGACCUGAAGCCUGAGAACCUACUGCUAGAUGAACGAGGAUACAUCAAACUGGUGAAUGGACAAUCCACACACACACACACACACACACACACACUCACACACACUCAUACACACAUCACACAGACACACUACAUAUUUGAGGUCACAUCCAGAACCCGCGAGACCGCGACUUCCUUGCCCGACUUCUGGUCACUCGGUGUGCUCGUCUACGAGCUGUUGGUUGGGAGCCCCCCAUUCUCCAGCUCCGAGCCCCAGAAGAUCUACUCCAAGAUCCUGGACGGCGUGGUCAAGUUCCCCCCUCACAUGAGCGAGGCCGCCCGCUCCCUCAUCAGCAAACUCUGCAGACCUCGUCCAGGCCAGAGACUCGGAAACACAAAGAAUGGAAUCAAAGAUGUCCGACAUCACAGAUGGUUCAGCACUGUUAACUGGCACAAGUUGAGAAUGGGACAAGUCGAGGCUCCCCCACCACGUGUGUGUGUUCAGGGACCAUGCUACAUCAACUUCGACCGCUUCCCGCAUGACAAGACCCAGGCUGAGGAGGAGUUCUCGGGGUGGGACAAAGACUUCUGAGCUUGCUGGCGUUCUGGAACCUUCCACCCUGCGCGGGGUUCUGCAAGUGGAAUGGGGAGAAGAAUG